AAUUUGUGCCGUGAGCCCAGCAGCGGCCGCACAGUCUCAAAGCCCCGCGGGCGAGCGCAGCAGCUGCGAGCUUCCGAGUCGGAGCCCCGCCGCCUCCCCGUCCAGCCCCCGCGAUGCAGCCCGGCCUGUGAUCAGCACCGACGCCGGAACGCUCCGCCGCACAACUACCUCAGAGCCACCCCGCCCGCCGCACCGCCCCCUCCCCCAGGAGGUCUCUGUAGACAGGGUCCCCUUUUGUGGCCUUGACCCUCCCUCCGUACCUUGGAGUCCCAGAGCUCAAUAAAAUCACUGCCUCCCAGCUGUUUUGACCACAGAAAGGUUUCUACACUGCCGGAGGACGCCCCCGCCUGAGGCCUUUUCAUCCUAGGCCAUGUUCCAGCGCCUCACCAGCCUCUUCUUCAGUACUCCACCUCCCCCCGAGGACCCCGAAUGCCCCCGAGCCUUCGUCUCCGAGGAAGAUGAAGUGGACGGCUGGCUCAUCAUUGACCUGCCGGACAGCUACGCGGCUCCACCUAGCCCCGGGGCCGCCGCUGCCCCCGCAGGCCGCCCCCCGCCCGCGCCCUCCUUGAUGGACGAGAGCUGGUUUGUUACCCCUCCCGCCUGUUUUACUGCAGAGGGGCCCGGACUCGGGCCCGCCCGCCUCCAGAGCAGCCCCCUGGAGGAUCUCCUCAUCGAGCACCCCAGCAUGUCCGUUUACGUCACCGGCAGCACCAUAGUGCUGGAGCCUGGGCCCCCUUCCCCGCACCCCGACGCUGCCCUGCCUGACGGCGACCUUAGCGAAGGGGAGUUGGCGCCCGCCCGCCGCGAGCCCCGGGCCCUGCACCACGCCGCCGCCGCCCCUCUGCCGGCGCGGGCUGCACUGCUGGAGAAGGCAGGCCAGGCGCGGCGGCUGCAGCGGGCCCGGCAGCGGGCCGAGCGCCACGCGCUGAGCGCCAAGGUGGUGCAGCGGCAGAACCGCGCCCGCGAGAGCCGUUCGCGCCGGCCCAAGCACCAGGGCAGCUUCGUCUACCAGCCGUGCCAGCGCCAGUUCAACUACUGAGGGUCCUCCGGCCGAGCCACAGACCCCUCGCCGACUCCCGACCCCUGUCGGGUCCCUCUGCCGCAGCCAGUGUGUUGCUCGAGGAGCGCCCGCAGCCCACCUGGGUUGGACACUGCAACCUCCCUCCUCCUCAAGUGAGGUGGGGUGCUAGUCCCUCUCCCCCCACCUCGAUUUUCCCACCUCUGAUCCGACUCUGAACCCCCUCCUUUCCUUCACCCUACGACCCCAUACCUGGCAUUUAAUCCUCCAUGUCCUUCCUCCUUGACACUCCAUCUUUCCUUCCUUCUCUGGUCCCUGCCCCCAUCUCUGCCUUGACAUUCCCCUUCAUCCUUGCCCCCCGGUCCUGUACCUCUGGCCCACUCUUCCUUCCGCUAGCCUCUUCUCCCACAUGUAGCUCUUUAACCUGCCUUCAAGCCCCACUUUACAAGCCUCACCCUAUCUCAUGUUUGGCACUAUGCUCACUCCUGCUCCCUUAUUCAUUCCCAGUAAUUCCCUCCCAAAUGGAUGGGGGAGUGGACGCUGAGACCAAAGGGUUCUGCCUUUAGUCUCCUCCUUCCCUCUCCCCUUGGAGUUUUUUAGGCCUGGAAAGGUAAAGUAUGUGGAACAGGACUGUGAGAUGUGAGUUAAAGGGAGAAGGUGGAGGGAACUGAGGGAAAGAGGCAGCCUACUGGAAAUGCAGACAGGACAUACAGGUUGAGAAGCUGUAGGGAGCAGGGCACUGCACCAUGGGAACUGGCACUGUGCUUGCUCAGAGAGGCCAAGCCCUCCUCUUGGGUUUGAGCCUGAAGUCUGCCCCCACUUCCCUUGCCUAGAAUCCUACUUUCCAAAUCUCUUCCAGAAAUCCACCCCUCUGCACUCCCCUUAGUCUGAAGGGCUUAAUAUCUUGUUGCCCUACCCUCAACAUGUCACCCCAGGGGUAGAGGCUGGGCAAGGCCCUGCCAUCCUGACCAUCUGUUCACAUGCCCAAGGUGCUAGAACUAGUUUAGGAGAGAUGCAAGCCAGAGGGCUUCUAGGCAGGUAAAGUGCACACCCCAGAGUAAGAAAGCAGAACGAUACUGGGGAGGACAAGCUGUGGGGUGAAGCCAUCCCAAGACUAACAGCUCAGCCUUCAUGUUGCCUCUGGCCUUGUAUUUCACACUCUACCUAGGAUGACUAAUAAAAACACUCCUGGGUAGGAAGCCAGGAGCCCCACUGGCCCAACCCCCAAAUAGUUCCUAUCCAGGGUCGGGGCCUCUGGGGAGCCUCUCAUUUCCUCCCCCAGGGCUCUUCCUUUCUAGUCUGAUGGGGAGAAAUGGUUGCCCUAUGGUUCCCCUUGCCCUCUCCUCCAGUUAAGUAGCUGGAGGAGGGAACCUGGGUGAGAAUUCCUGGGUGAGGCAAGAGGGGACACAGGCAGACAGUGUUGCCCUUCUUGUGGCGGGAGUGAAUUUUGGGCUCAGACACCAGCAACAGCUUCUUGGGAUACCCCGAGUUGCUUCCCUUUUCCUCUAACUGUCCUCUUCUAGUGUGUGCUCUUUCUCCCUUGAAACUUUUAAGAUUUCCUGUUACAUACUAACAUCGGUCUUCCCCUCACUCCAAUUCCAGGUUUCUUGGCCUCACCGCCAAGCUGAGGCUUGGUGGGAAAACUGCGAUCCCAUGAGGGUUAAGGUAGUUGCCCUCCCUGAUCCUAUAGCCCCAAGCCUCAGGUUGGGUAUAUGGAUAAAGGAGCGGGGUAGCCCCAUGGUUGCUGGGAUGGGGACAGAGGAAGUUCCAGUUGGGGUCUCCUAUUCAAGAGAGUAAACCAAAUCUACAGUAAAGGCAGAUCAAAGUCCCUGCACCAGUCCACUAGUGCCCCGGUAGUUGAUAACCUUGCUCCUCUGGCCAAGGUUCUCCUGCAGUUAUAGCCUGGUUGGUUUUAUUCUUCCAGCUACCCUGUGGUCACUUCACAGCCAGUUAGGGUCUUCAGCACUUCUGAGAGCUGAACCUCCCUCCCACUCUUCCUGCCUACUCCUCUGCUGCCAGCUGGGGCAUAGGCUCAGUCCUGGGCAGUCCCCAUGAUCCUUCUGGGUGGGGGGGAGUGAGUUAUAGGGCAUUUGGUUCAAAUUUCAAAGGCCCCUUCCUUACCUGUAUUUCUGGAGGCAACUGUAGUUCUAGAACCCUGCAGUCUCACCACCUGGCUGGUUGUAAGGCUCAUGUGUUUUUGUACUUUCCUAUAGAUUCUGUAGCAUUUGAGUGUAUAGAUUUCUAAGAACCAAUCUACUCAGUCUCCUGCUAGUCUGACUCCUGAAGCAUCAGACCUCGUCAUACUGUAUUGACUGUGUAUGUGCCUUUCACCUUGAGCAUGCUUCAGGAUUUUCUUUUUUUUUAAACCACAGAACUUGAAUACAUGAGGGAACCUGAAUUCACAAAGUCCUAUGCAACCUUAGACAGGAGGGGGUGAGAGAGUCUGUCUUGACUGAUGUUUUCAGAGACUGUGGAGUAGUUUGUAUUAGUUGAUGUCAAUACUACCAGCACUUUGCCAAAACUGAGUAUGUCAGAGGGACCCCUGUUUCUAGAGUGAGACCCAAGACAUCAAAGGGCGACUUACAGUAAUUCCCCAAUAUGUCUGUGUGCUCCCUUCAAGCUGGCUGUCACUUUCCAGCUUUUGCCAGUUUGGCCCCAACAGGGUACCAAGUGUGUAUGAAUGCAGUUUGCUGCUGUUUUGGGGUAUGCCUGCUCCCUAACCCCCACCUGGAACCCUGAUCAAUUUGUUCUGACCUAUAAUGUCUUAGGUGCAACAGGGACCCCACUAGAGCUCUUGGAUGUCUUCUCAGAUCCAUGGGGCUUUAAUGUGAGGGGACUGAAUGCAGACACACCGGAGCCCCUUGUAUCUUCCCUCUUUCCCUGCCACCUAGUUCCACAUGGAACCAACAAGCUGAGUGUAUCCCUCUUAGGUGUUUUGUGUUGAGACUGACUGAAAUGAGAAGACUGUGGUUGACCAUGUUGUGACAUGUUGACAGACUCAAGGACAUAACCACCUCAAUCCAGUCAUGUGGCAUGCCUGUGUAUGUGUAUAACAGGAUUCUGAUUGUUAGGUUUUAAUGUUAUUCCUCUAUGGGAGAAAAAAAAAUUAAUAUAAAGAAAAACAAAUAAAAAUCUAUUUAAAGCACA
Messenger RNA from Mustela erminea (ermine), 4165 nucleotides. It is a transcript of the gene TP53INP2, whose product is annotated as tumor protein p53 inducible nuclear protein 2. The transcript is spliced from 5 exons. Lineage: Eukaryota; Metazoa; Chordata; Mammalia; Carnivora; Mustelidae. Bases 371 to 1039 code for a protein of 222 amino acids. The record is from RefSeq and is a predicted model, not a curated record. Gene Ontology annotation, biological process: autophagosome assembly; positive regulation of DNA-templated transcription. Gene Ontology annotation, cellular component: autophagosome; nucleus.